Molecule: messenger RNA, 3413 nt
Organism: Puccinia graminis f. sp. tritici CRL 75-36-700-3
Lineage: Eukaryota; Fungi; Basidiomycota; Pucciniomycetes; Pucciniales; Pucciniaceae
Exons: 5
Coding region: 727-2427 (566 amino acids)
Source: RefSeq, a predicted model, not a curated record
CCGGGGGAGGAGGACUCUGGAGAGUUUGAUUUAUGUACAAAACAAAUCAUUCGCUGCGUCUUCCCACCCUUCUCUGAUCUACCAUCUUUCUCUCCCACCACUUCACAAUCAAGACCGCUUCGGAUCAUCCAACAUCAGCUCACUCACUCAACAACAGUAACACAAGAUUGGGUACACAAAUGACUGGCUGCUUCUACAUAAAUAAUAAGCUGUUAUAAAAGACUGAGAUUAUAUAUAUGCCCCCUUGACUACAUCGAACCUGCAGAUCAAGCACUCGACCAGAGACCGUCCGGAGUUUGUUGGCAUCAUCCAUCCCAGCCAGCACACACUCUCCUCAACAACAACAGCAGCAGCAACUUGACUUCGGAACUCGACGCCGUGAGCCAAUCCUUGCCUUCCUCUUCCUUCUUCUUCUUCCAUUCCCUUCUUCCACAUACCAUCCACCCACUCCCUCGUCGACUCGCGAUCAGUUUCACAGCGGCUCUCAUAUCUUCACCCUUCGUCGGCGUUUCCAAAAACAACAACAAUAACAAACACCAUGCAUGGAUGUACAUAGAUCGGCUGGCUUGUUUCCCUUUUAGGCUACACUCAACAGAUACACAUCCUAGCUCGUAAGACUCACAGCUAUACAUACUGUUGCCAAGCUCCGAAAGCAUAAACCGCCGAUUGUGGCCUGCCAGCGCUGCUCACGCCCCCGCCAGGAUUUGGGUCUGCCAUUAAUUCAGGAUGGUCCAGCCAUUCGACCAGUCAGUCGCACCACCGCUACUAACCCCGAACGAACGCUUCCAACAACAACCAUCCGCACCACAUCGGUUACCGUCGUCAUACAGGGAACCUUUAUCUUCUUCUUCAAGUCAGCAGCAAGGACCCUCGCUACAACAACCAGGAAGAGUCGUCCAGCCCGACUGUCGGUUUAGCGAUCACUACAACCACCACCACCCUCAACCUGCCGCUCAGCUCAACUCCAUCUGCUCCCCACCUCCGCCUCGCUCUUCCUCUAAAGCUCAUCACCACCACCACCAUCUUCUCCUGCAUCAGCAACAACAACAGCUGCUGGCCAACUCUCCUUCAUCUGAAGACCCGAUCAUCCAAGUUGAUGAUCCGCUCCUCAAACCUCCCCAACACCUCCAGCUUCCCAACCCCAACAUGGCUUCCAUGGCUUCCCCUGAUUCAUACCGGAAGGAACACAUCACUCUCAACCAGCCACAGUAUCUGAACCCCGUCAUCAGCUAUCGAAGUGCCGCUUCCAGUCCGACCGUCAUCGGCCAAUCAUCCGCCGAGAAGAUCUCGUUAUCCCCGCAACAACAGCAGCAACCUAUCAAUCCCUCCCUAUCCUCUAAUCUCUCCCCUCCUGGCCCUAAGCUGAAGCUCCAUCAACGCGUCGUCAGGGCUAUCAAACAAGAAGCCUCCGAAUGCAAACAGGCCGCACUCGAAAUCGUCCACUUCGUCAAACACCACGAUUGGAAAAAAACCAUCAGAACUGCCUUCCAACGCAAGUAUUGGGGCUGGUGGUUGCUUCUUCUCGUCGUUCUUAUCCUCAGCUCUCUCCUGAGCUCAUACCAUACUACGGUAGCCUUGUAUCUUAAGCCCUAUCAAGCUCAGAUCAAGGAUGCAUCAUGGUCAUGGAUCGUUCCUACGGUUCUAUUGAUUAUCGUCUCAUUUCCGCCGUUGUUUGGACACGAGCUAAUCAUUCUUGUAGCAGGGAUGAUAUGGGGCCUAUGGAUCGGCUUCGCGAUAGCCUGUGCGGGCACAUUCCUAGGAGAGAUCAUGACGUACUAUGCGUUCAAACACCUGAUCAGCGAGCGGUCGGCGCGAGUGGAAGCGGGCUCAGUGACGUAUGCGUCGCUGGCAAAGCUGAUGCGGGAAGGCGGACUGACGAUGGUGAUCCUGGUUCGGGCGUCGGCGAUGCCCGGACAUGUAUGCACGGCGAUGCAAGCGACGAUCGGGAUCGGGGUCUGGGUGUUCACCAUUGCCUGUCUCGUCACCCUCCCCAAACAAUUCGCCCUCGUCUAUGUAGGCGUGCUUCUCGGCGACCCCGGCUUGGACCCCAAAGACCCUCUAGGUGUCCAGUCAUCUCCCUCUUCCUCCAAACACGACGCCGAAAAUCAGGAACAUCAUAGAGUCUCCGCCGCCGUCUUCCUUCUCACCGGCUUCUUCACCCUCAUCUCCGCCUACAUCGUGUGGAUGAGACUGCGCAAGAUUCGGCCUCAAGUCCAACAAGAAUUCGAGGCCCGUAAAUUGGCCCAAAACGGUCUUCCUCCUCUUCCUUCUCUGGAUCAUCUUGAUCGUCUUGAUCAGCAUCAUCAUCAAGAAUCGCUCAAUCUUUCCGAAAAACCCGCCCAGCUCGACAAGCAUCCUUUCUACCAAAAUUCUGCACCCGAUACUCAGACCCCUGCCCCCGUUUAUUCUCCCGCGUCGGCUGUGUAAGACUUUCUUAAACAAAAAGUCUUCUUGUUCUUCUUUUCGAUUUAUCCUUAUCGUCUCUCCUUCUCUCUUCCCAACUCCCCUUUUCCGAACUCUCACAACCCCACGAAAAGAAAAAAAAGCUUGAAAGAUUCUCCGAAAUCGGCGUCGGGAUUCUUCGUCAUCCCCUAUGCACCAACUACCCGCUCAUUUAAAACUCAAGAAAGAAGAUAACACAAAAUUGAUCAUUUGAAAUCAAAUAAAAAAAAAGCAGAUGAUUGAUCUUCACGAGAAUCUUUGCCCUCAUAAAUCCCCCCUCAUCUCCCCCACUUCUCUUAAUCCGUCCAUCCUCCGUCUUUCCCAUCUACCUUCGACCCCCUUCGUUGAAGAGAUGGCCGCUCAAAAGCUCUGAUUUACAACCCCCUCGCCCCUCAAGAUGGAUGUAUGUAUCAUAGAUGUGUGUAUGUGUAUGAUGUAUGUGUAUGUGUGACUGUACAUGUGCAUAGACUUCAUAGACUCUCUCUCGCUCUUUUUCUCUCUCUUUCUCUUCUCCUUUUUGCUCCGCUUGUUUGUGUGAUGGGAAUCAUUCCUUGUAUCUCUGUUGAUCGCUAUCCUACUUCUGCUUCGUCCCGCCUCAUUCUCUCCACCACUUCUGCCUUUUUUCCCCUCCUUUUUUCCAUUUUUUUUUGCUUUUUCUUUGGUAUCUUUGUCUUAUGUACUCUUGUCUCUGAACAGAACUUCCCCCGGCCAUCCAUUUACCUGCACAUACAUACAAACAUACACAUACAUACAUACAUACACUGGUCCUCCACCCUCCUCUUCUCUCCCCACCACUAUCUCUACAUUUUUUACCCUUGUUCUAUAUCCUCCUUACACAUCUGAAUCUCUCAUAGAUAUAUAUAUAUAUAUAAAUAUGUAUGUAUGUAUGUAUGCUGGAUAUAUAUAUUACUUAGUACUAUUAAUUGCCACAUCUUCCCUCAAUAAUAAUCGUAACCUUCAUCAUCAUCAUU